Chiroxiphia lanceolata (lance-tailed manakin) is the source of this 3285-nucleotide messenger RNA. RefSeq names its product solute carrier family 43 member 3 (gene SLC43A3). Gene Ontology annotation, biological process: transmembrane transport. Bases 1657 to 3171 code for a protein of 504 amino acids. The record is from RefSeq and is a predicted model, not a curated record. Lineage: Eukaryota; Metazoa; Chordata; Aves; Passeriformes; Pipridae. Gene Ontology annotation, molecular function: transmembrane transporter activity. The transcript is spliced from 13 exons.
AGACCCGUGGCAGCCCUGAGACCCCCCCCCCACCUGCCCCCCGUCACGGCUCAGGGUGAGCUGGGGGGACACAGCAGAGGCGGAGAGGAAGAAGGGAACAGAGUCACCAGAGCCAGGCACCCCUGCCCCACCCUGGACCCUCCUGCUCUUCCCGCGGGGGGCUCACCACUGUGAACCCUAGACCAGUGUGGCCAGGACACGCCAGUCUUGGCUUGGUGGCAGACGACACCCAAGUGCCUCGGGGUGUCCCAGGCAGAGACACUCAUAUCUUGGGGUGCCCCGAUGCCCCCCGAGUGGGUACCGCGGCCGCAGCUCCCAUUCUAGGUGGCUAAAAAUAACGCGGUCCCCCCGGGCCGGCCCCCCCGAUCUCGGCCAGGUUAAUCUUUAGCCGCUGGACGCCGGUAAUGAGGCUCAUUAUCCGACAUUACCGCCGGCGGGGGACCGGGAUAGGGACAGGGAGAAGCCCCGAACGCUGACACGGAGACACGGUGACGGGGGCCCCGGCGUGGUGGAGCCAGGCUGCGUGCGGGUGAGCAGGGCGGGGGGACACGGAGGACAGCGACGGGCGGGGAGUGACGUGGCCUUGGUGCCCGUGGCACCUGGCCGUGGGUCACACUGGUGACGCAGGGAGUCCCAGCUGCCUGUGUGGGGUGACCCGGUGUCACCCCCGGCAGGGUGACAAUCCCCAGUGCAGCGCAGUGGUUGGGGUGGCAGCGUCCCCAGGAGACACGUCAUGGUGCCCAGCAGUGUGAGGGGAUCCCAGGAGGCACGACAGGGUCCCCGAGGGGCGGCAGGGCCCCAGAGGUGUGACAGUGUCCCUGAGAACCAUGACAGGGUCUCCAAGGGAGGAUCCCAGGGGCUGUGCUGGGGCGCCGGGGGGUGUGUCACCAUCAAGGGGGGGUGUGCCACCAUCCCCGUCAGCGUGCCUGCCUCCCCAGGGGCUGUGCCAGCGUCCCCAGUAGCUGUGCCAGGUUCCCAAGGGCUGUGCCAGGUCCCCAGGGGGGUGUGUUGGUGUCCCUGGGGGGUGGCACUAUCCCCGGGGAUUGUGCCAGUGUCGCCAGGGAGUGUGCCAGGUUCCCAAGGGCUGUGCCAGGUUCCCAGCAGGGGGGCAGUGUCCCCGGGGGGUGUGUGUGUGUUGUUGUGUUGUCCCCAGUGCACACACCAGGGUGCUCGGCAGCGUGCCAGUGUCCCCGUGGCUGUGCCAGGUCCCCGUGGGGUGCUGGUGUCCUCGGGGGGGGUGUUGGCAUUCCUAGAGGUGUGUUAUUGUCCCCGGAGCACGUACCAGGGUGCCCGGCAAUGUGCCAGUGUCCCCAGGGCCGUGCCAGGUCCUGGGACGGGCCGGCACAGUGUGAUAGGGACAGCACGGGGGGGUCCCGGUGCGGCGGGGGGACAGAGCCACUAUCGGGGGGACCGAGGAGCUGUCAGGGGGACUGAGGUGCUAUCGGGUGCUGGCAGCCCCGGGCAUCCACGGGUGCUCCCGGGAGAUUAGCAGGGGGUGUGUGUGGGGCUGUGGGGGUGCGCCCGGGCCACCCUGCCGGGGUUCAAACGCUGUGGCGGCGGUGACAGAGACAACAGGGGGCCCUGGCCUCGUGCAGGCUCGGCGGAGACGCCCCAGGCCGGUGACAGCCCGUGCCGGUGGCUGCCCGGGCGGGUGCCAUGGCGGGGGGCGCGGGGCUGGCCAAGCGCCUGGGCACCUUCGUGUCGGGGCUGCUGGAGUGCGGCGCCUUCUGCGGCAUCAUCUUCGGCUGGGCCUCCCUCGUCUUCGUCCUGAAGGAACAGGGCUACUUCUGGUGGCUGUGCCAGCCCUCCCCCACCAACCACACCGAGGGGCUCGAUUGCAGUGCGCAGGAUGAGCAGUUCUCCCUGGUCUUCACCAUCGGCUCCUUCAUGAACAACUUCAUGACCUUCCCCAUGGGCGUCGUCUUCGACCGCUUCGGCACCCUGGCCGCUCGCCUCAUCGCCAUCUCCCUCUACGCCGGCGGGACCCUGCUCGUUGCCUUCUCCACUCCAGAGCUGGCAGUGCUGCUCUUCCCGGCCAUGUCCAUGCUGUCGGUGGGCGGCAUCCUCCUCAUCCUCACCAACAUGCAGGUGGGCAACCUGUUUGGGAAGUACCGCUCCAUCAUCAUCACCCUCUACAAUGGGGCCUUCGACUCCUCCUCCGCCAUCUUCCUCAUCGUCAAGCUGCUGUACGCACAGGGGCUGUCCCUGCAAGCCAUGUUCCUCUUCCUGGCAGCCUGCAGCGCCUGGCACCUGCUGCGCACCCUCUUCCUGAUGCCACGCACCCGCAUCCCCUACCCGCUGCCCCCCGGCUACGACUACGGGCUGCAAUGCCCAGGGCGCUCCCGCUCCUACCGCACCUACGAGGAGAAGAGGCCCCCAGAGGAGAAUGGCCCUGAGGAGACCCCCCUGGAGCCCCCUGUUCCUCGAGGUGAAGCCACCCCCCCCGGGACGACGUUCCGGGCCUGCGUGUGCUCGUGGCUCUUCGCCUGGCAUGUGGCCUGGCUCUCCGUCAUGCAGCUGCGCCACUACCUGUUCAUCGGCACCCUCAACCCGCUGCUCGAGCGCCUGUCGCACGGGGACUCCAACACGGUGAGCACCUACACCAACGCCUUCGCCUUCACCCAGCUCUGCGGGGUGCUCUGUGCCCCCUGGAACGGCCUCAUCCUCGACUGGCACAAGCGGGGCAAGCGCCACCGCCCCGAGGGUGCCCGGGGCGCGCUGGCAGACCUGCGGGCCGCGGUGGUGUCCCUGGUGGUGACGGUGGUGCAGUGCCUGCUGUUCUCCGUGUGCGCCGCCGUGCCCGUCCUGCAGGUGCAGUUCGCCACCUUCGUGCUGCAGGUGAUCAGCCGCUCCUUCCUCUACGGCGGCAACGCCGCCUUCCUCGCCAUCGCGUUCCCCCCGCAGCACUUUGGGAAGCUGUACGGGCUGGCCAUGGCACUGUCGGCGCUGGUGGCCCUCCUGCAGUACCCCUGUGUCGCCCUGGUGCAGGGGCCACUCCAAGGGGACCCCUUCUAUGUAAACGUGGGGCUCAUCGCCGUGGUGCUGUUGGCCUUCGUCAGCCCCGUGGUGGUGGCCCGCGAGUGCCGGCGGCGAGCCAAGGAGCUGGAGGCAGCUGGCACGCCCCUGACAGCCCCCCCUGCCGCCGAGACCCCCACCGAGAUGCCUCACUGAGCCCCGCACCUGCCAGGAACCCGGCACCCAGCACCCCGUUUUUGUACUGCCCUGGGGGUGCUGUGCCGGUGGGAUGGGGGGGUUUGGGGGUAAUAAACAUCGCUGCCCCCUCCA